CAUAAUGUUUAAAUAUCUCAAUUUAUGAAAAAAACAUUAGAGCAAAUGGGAAUAUCAAAUCGGAUUAUAAUAUGCUGUGGAACGAUCAUGAUUUGUCUAUACCCUAACAGUGGUCAGAAUUGAAUACUUCCCGACUCGAAGUGGAUAUUCAAUGUAACCAUAGCAACAAGGAUUUCGAUGCUUGUAAAUUGUAUUCUCAUAUCUAAGCAUUUCUUUAUUAGGAUUUUUGUGCAAUAGACUGUUUUGAUAUUUUGAUUUUCUGUCUUAUGAAUUAUAUUCAACUGAUUUCAAUCAUUGACAUCAUUUGUGACAAAUUCAGUCAACAAACUGCAAACACUGUAGGAACUAGAAUUUGAGUCGAUGCCUUCCCUCCCAAUAUUGAUUAUAGAAACGUUCUCUUACAUUCUGCAGACAUUUGUUAUGUAUUUAAUUGAUCAAUGCCUAGAAUCCUGAAACUGUUGCCUUUAUCUUUCAAGUGUUAUGAGUAACUGGAAAGGCGUCUAGACAUAUUAUUUUUCAUGUUUGAAUGUGUUCAAAUGUCAUUUGCCUGCCAUUCUAUCUUCGAUAACAGAACUUAGAUGGAUUUCAGAGCUUUUUGUCAAGAAUACUCCGCUGAACCUAAAAUAAGUGAUAAUUUCAUAGGUAUCAGUGCAAAGAACAAUUUUGCAGAAUUGUAUAACAUUAUGCCUUUAAUUAACAUACAAUUUCACACUUAAAAUUAAAUUAGGACUAAUCCUUGUUAUUUAUCAUACAUUUUUAGCAGUAAUAAUUGAGCUAUUUCAUAUGUUAUGAAUUCUUUUAAAUAUUUUGCAUAUGGGAGCAACUUAUCGCUUUAUAGGCUCGUCUGUAGCUGUCCGUCUGCCAAAAAGUUUUGCAAUGGUCAAUUAUCCGGGUAUAAACUUUCAUUCGGACGAUUCUCUAAGGGUUGGAAUGGGGGAGUUGCUUCAAUAGAAGAAUCAAUAAGCGAUCGUGUAUGCGGUGUUAUAUGGGAUAUUCCAGACACAGAGCUCCCAGCUUUAGACUUACAAGAAGAUUUAGGUGGGAGUCAACCCUACAAUGAUCCUUCACCACAAUAUCUUGAAGCGAUUGUAGAUGGAGCAAUUACAAAUGAAUUGGAUAAUGAAUAUCUUCAAAAGCUCAAAGAUACAAAAACAAAUGGGAAUACAGAAAUCACCAAGCUUAUGCUUAAAGUGGCAGACUUGAAAGAGAAGAUGCAUCCUGGUUAAAAUGUUUUCUGCCAAGCGAAAUAUGUAACCAACGGGAGCAACAUAGUCCUUUUCAAUACUCUUUUAUGUUUUAAAUAGGUUUUAAAGCUUUUUUGUGGUAUCAUUGUUUUAAGUGACCGAUGAAUAUUAGCGGUUGUAGAUGCUUGUACAUAAUGCGAAAAAAGACCAAAUUAGCUUAUGUUACAUUCCAUGGUAUUGAGCAAAUUCCAUUUUUGUAAUGGUUUGGUUCUGCAAACCUAAAAUUGGACAUAAGGCACUACCCCUAAAAUCAAACCUAAUACAGGUACAAACAGCUGAUGACAAAUGAUGGCUGUGGUCCAUAAUAACAGGAUAUCAAAAAAUUUCAUUACUGAAAAAUUUGACAUAAGCUACAUUGGUCUUAAUAAAGUGAAGGUAGAGAAAAUAUAUAUAUAUAUAUUUAAUUUACAUUUUAUGCCGUACGUGCAAUUGAUUAAACUGUUCAGUGUUCACGGCUUUAUUAAUUUGUUCAAGUUUGUAUGUUUAUGUAUGAAUAAUGUUGCACAAAAAUCUAUCUCAUGACUAAUUGUGCAUUUUUUUUCCAAAAUUAUAUUCAAAGAAUGACAGUAUUCUAUAUUUUAUCUUUGCGAAAUAAAAAAUAUAUCUGGGAACCAGAAAUAGCUUUAUUUAUUCUAAGAAACUCAAAAUAGAGAUAAUACUGAUAAGAUGAACUUUUCCUCCAUAGUAGAAUAUUGAUUUAUAUCUAUAUACAUUUUUGGGGUCUCCUGAAGUACGCGCCCUCAAGUACUUCUAGAAGUCAGGUGAGGGUUAGAAAUGACAUAUGCAAAAUUUGUUGAGCCAGGCCAACUAGAAGUACCUGCGGGCGUGUACUACAGGAGACCCGAUUUUUGAUAUAUUUGAGAAUUCGUACUAUUCUACAAACCAUGUAUUUGUGUUAUGUACUACCAGUAUAUGCAUAUUCAAAAAUUGAUUGUCGCUCAAAAGUCACUAUAUGCACUAGACUACUAAUUAUUUUUAUUGAAGGUAAGAUAUUCAGGUCAUUAUCAAUUCACUGCAAGUUUAUUAGCAAAGUGGAUAGGCUAUAUGGAAAGAUUCCUGGGUACUCUCGUAAUGUGUGUACCAGGUUGGGGUUAGGCCAUAAUUUUAUUCAGAUUUUCAUUCUCUCAGUUCUAUUAUGAGUUCGGGGAAUGUCUGUGUUAGCCAAGUGAAUAUUAUACCCUCUGUCCCAUAGGUUGCAUUCCCUUUACACAAAUUGAUGUGGCAAACAAAAUUAGUUACCUCCAGCUCCACAUUGGUACACACACUUCUGGAGCGCCGAUUUCUGUAAGUUAGCUGCUAUAAAUAUGAACAAAUAUCACAUUUUAAUAAUGUUAAAAGCAAUUUCAUGUCACAAAAUAAACAUGUAAUUUGCAGUGUUUUAUAUAAAGGAUACCUUGGAAAUCAUGCUAAAAAUCAGUCUUAGGUAAAAGUAUAAAAUGGUAGGCAUGGUAUUCUUUAAUAUGUCAGAGAGAGCAAUUUUUUUUGUAUAAAUGUCCUUACUUUUAAAAACAAAAUUGAAUUUAAUUUAAAAUAGAAUGAAGGUUUAUAUAACAACCUAUUUUUAAUUUUAUAAUUUAAGAAUAGCAAUAUUAUAAUGUCUGAUAUUUUCUGUUUCUUAGACUUUUCCUUCAUAGUUUAAUGGAUAUUUAUAAUUGAUUAUGUUUCAUUUCUCAG
This is a messenger RNA of Styela clava, 2918 nucleotides long. Its product is annotated as gamma-glutamylcyclotransferase-like. Gene Ontology annotation, molecular function: gamma-glutamylcyclotransferase activity. The record is from RefSeq and is a predicted model, not a curated record. NCBI's taxonomy places the organism in Eukaryota, Metazoa, Chordata, Ascidiacea, Stolidobranchia, Styelidae.